Messenger RNA from Cladocopium goreaui, 3921 nucleotides. Lineage: Eukaryota; Dinophyceae; Suessiales; Symbiodiniaceae. The record is from the annotation of a GenBank genome assembly.
AUGCCUGGAGUUUGGCUGAGUGAGAUCACUGAUGAUCCUGAAGAACUGAUUGCAAAGAGUGGAACCCAUGGAAUCUACUAUGAGCCCCGGUCAGCCUGCGGACGCUUCCCCAAUGGAAGCUAUCAUGUGACCUGGCUACAGAAUGCAACGUUUCAGGAUGCCAAGUAUGCCCAGCAGACAUCACCUCAAUCCACAUCACUGGCACGACAUGGAGAAAGAUAUGGAUUACGCUCAGACACGUUGAAUGCACAGGAAAUCCACACCAAACAUCGCCCAGAUGUACCGCUUCUGCUAGGCCAGAGCAAAAAGAUGUAUGCCAUUGGACCUCUGCCAUACUCCACCACCAAAAGUGCAAUCCACAAAUUGCUCAAAGCCUGGAAGUGGGAAGGACGGCCGAUCCAACCCAAAGGGCGUAGCCAAGACGGAACAGGCAUUACCUGGGCAAUCCAGGCCACUGAAGAUCCAAGUCACUGGGUUUUCACACUCCAACAUGGCGAUGUGCUCGUCACGAAGUUGAAGGAGGACAAACCAGUUGACAUGCCUGCACCAUACUCCAUCGUAGCCAGCAGAAAGACCCUGCAGCACUUGCAAGCGAAUGCCACAAAUGCAGACAACGUUGAUCCAUGGCUGGCCUAUGACCCAUGGAAACAAGGAAACCAGCCAAAAGCAUCAAUGCAGCCAGGGACGCCAAGCCUCACCACGUCCCAACUGGCAGCCAUUGAGAACAACAUCGAGAAGAAGGUCCUCCAAGCCAUGUCGACACGAGUGCCUCCCCCAGAAACGGACGUCAACAUGGAUUCACAGGCACUGGAGUCUCGAGUUCAACAGUUGGAAAGCCAUCUGCACCAUGUUCAAAAUGUGCAGACAUGCGUUGAAGCCAAAGUUGGACAGAUAGAACAACAAGUUCAUCAGGUCCAGAUCUCACAGCAUGGAGUGGAAUCCACCAUAGGCCAACUCCAGCAGAAGUUGGAUCAGCAGAGUCACCACAUGGGUAGAACCCUUGAUGCCAAGCUUGCCGAACAGAUGGACAAAAUCGAGGCCUUGCUCUGCAAACGGGGCCGACACGAGCUAGGGGAAGCCUCACAUCCAGGUCCUCAUGUCUUUGGCAACGCAAACCCCACCGGUCUGAUGGGGAAGAGUGCAGAUCUUGGAUCACUGGGCUCUACCAGUGUAACUGUGGCAGUACAAGAGACGCACUUGACCUCUCAAGGGAUUAGUAAGUUCAAGAAAGAGUUGACCUGGCAGAAUACAGGUAUGCACCUAUCACACGCAGUCCAAAUCAUCGAUGAAACAACGCUCGCCAUGCCAAUCUACUCAGCCGAAAAUUUGGGUGAUGAGAUCCAGAUGUCCCAGCUUGUCGGUGAUGUGCCGGCAAUUCUCUCAGCUUUUGAAAAUGAAUGGGCUCCCAGGUGGCAAAAACAUGAUGAUGUUGACCCCGAAAAGUGGCAACCCAUUCUUUCCUUUUUAAAAGCAGCCAUCCCGAAGCGCGAGGUAGAUUUCCCACAAAUUUCCCUUGAACAAUGGCGCAGUGCCAUAGCAAAGAAAAAGAAAGCAGCAGCAGUUGGACCAGACGGUGUUUCCCGAAUGGACAUGCUCAAAGCACCGGAAGUAGCCCACAGAUCCAUGAUAGACAUGAUCACAGCGAUUGAGGCGGUCCUAGUAGAGUUUUGCCAGCUGUUAGACAUGCAGGUCGAUCCCACCAAAAGCUAUAUGUGGUCCACUACGCCACAAGGAAGAAAACUCAUCCUUGACUCCGACCAAAACAAACAACUUUUUGCACGAGACCUUGGUGGCCACAUGAAUUAUACCAGACUUGCUACCAACAGCACCGUGCAAGCCAAAAUUGAGACCUUCCAGCCAUUCUGGUCGAGAUUGGCCAGAUCUUGUGCACCCUUGUCCCAAAAAGAGCGGUCCCUUUAUGUAGCAGCAUGGCCCAACCUUUUCUACGGGGUAAGUACCGUGACCUUAGGCAAUAACCACUACUUGAAGCUGCGCACCGCAGCGACAAAAGCGUUAGGUUUGCACCAAAUGGGAGCUAAUCCCAUGCUCCAGUUGUCAUGUGUCAGCCCAGUUAGAACAGACCCAGAAUUCUACAGUGUCCUUGCCACCAUCAAUGCCUUUAGGGAGUUUCAAACGCCGGACCUGGCGCACCAGGUGCUUGAAUCACAAGUACUACAAGGCAGACCCACACCAGGGCCGUGCAAAAGUUUUUUGAUUGCCAUCCAUAAACUUGCAUGGUCUUGGGUUGCCGCAGAUGUGUGUCUGGAUCAGUUUGGCCUGCCAGUCUCUAUCCAGAGGAGCCCCAAGCAAGAACUGGUAGAAAGAGUUAGUGAGGCGUGGCAGCAACGCGUUUUAGCCCUAGUAGAAGCUGACAGAACAACGAUGAAAGACCUAGGACAAAUGCACGUGGGCCUCACCCGCGAAACUUUUCAGAAGCUGCCACAAGAACACCAAGGACUCAUGCGAUGCGCGCUCAAUGGCACUCAGUACACAGCAGAUGCACUCCACCAUGCCAAUCAGGUUGAAAGCCCAAAUUGUGUGUUUUGUGGGGGAAGUGACAGCUUGUACCACCGUCACUGGGACUGUCCGCAUUUUGCAGACUUGCGUCCUAAUCCUGAGCUGCUCGGUGGUAUUGACACUACCACCCCUAAUGCCACAACAUGUCAUGGAUGGAUUAAAACACCACCGAGUUUGUUGCCGUUUCGGAAGCAGUUGUUGCAGAUCAAAGACACCACUUGCAGGUUCUUUCCCCCUCCACAUGUGGACAAUGAAGUUAAAUAUCUCGAUCUUUUCCUUGAUGGUAGUUGUGCCAAUCCAACAGACCCAUACACGAGACUUGCCACGUGGGCAGUUGUUCAGUGGACGGGGAAACAAUUUUGGCCUAUUGCUCAAGGAGGAGUCCCAGGACUGAGGCAAACCAGCCUCAGAGGUGAAAUCCAUGCAGCCAUGGCCGCUUUGAAAUAUGCAGUUUCAAUAAACAUGCCAUGUAGACUUUGGAUAGAUAAUGCAAGGGUUUGUAAAGUCCUCACCCAGUGGACUGAAGGUAUAGACGUAGACUUGGAUAAAAGCAAAGAUGCGGAUUUAUGGCACCAGCUCCGCGACCAGUUCAGACAUGUUGCCAGGACCAUUUCCAGCAUCCACAAAAUCCAGGCACACGCAGAUACUAUAAACCAGUUGCACCCCCUCGAUGAGUGGGCAGUACAGGGAAAUCAAUCAGCAGAUCACCAUGCCUCAAGAGCUCGGGCGUUAUUGAGCCCCCAACUUCAUCAAGCACGCGACCAGCUAGUCGCUGAACUUCACCGAGCUCGUAAACUAGGCUUAGAACUGCAUAACUUCUUUGUAGCGGUGUGUUGCCGAGCAAUGCAAUCCACGCGACAGCCGGAACCAGCCCAACCAGCAGGAACAGACGCCAAUGCAGCACCAGAAUGUGACGCAGGAAUCCUGAAACUAGCGCAGACCAAUAUGACCGACCUUCCAGCGAAAUUUCAUAAUGAAGACACAGAACAAGUAAUGAAGUGGAUAACCACUCUGACAGAUGCAAGCCAACCAAUCCUUUGGGUGACAUUCCACCAACUUUUGGUGGAUUUUCAAAUGCACACUGACAAGAUUGGACCACGGUUUGAAGGAAAGAGAUGGUUCGCUACGCAUGAUGACAUGUCAUACAGUUACAAGAAACAUGUUGCGUGGUUCUCAAGGUUCAUGCAAGGUAUAAGCACUGCGGUUGAAUCUACUUUACAGAUCCAACAAUGCCGACCUAGCAGCCAUGUACUGAACUUUUGGUGUGGCGCAAUACAAAUUCACUUCAACACGGAGAGACUUAACAGACUGGACGACUUUUUCAAACAGUACGCUACGGCGUUACCGGCCCGUCAGAUCGCACGUGAUCUUUCACGCCUUCCUCCAGGUCGUUGGCCGACUUAG